CCGGGGCCUCCCGGCCUGAGGGAGAGGAGCCGGGAAGAUGGCGGCUGUGGUGGAGAAUGUAGUGAAGCUCCUUGGGGAGCAGUACUACAAAGAUGCCAUGGAGCAGUGCCACAGUUACAACGCCCGCCUGUGUGCCGAGCGCAGCGUGCGCUUGCCUUUCCUGGACUCUCAGACUGGAGUAGCCCAGAGCAACUGUUACAUCUGGAUGGAAAAGCGACACCGUGGUCCAGGAUUGGCCUCUGGACAGCUAUAUUCCUACCCUGCCCGGCGCUGGCGAAAAAAGCGACGAGCCCACCCACCUGAAGAUCCCCGGCUUUCCUUCCCAUCUAUUAAACCAGACACAGACCAGACCCUGAAGAAGGAGGGGCUCAUCUCUCAGGAUGGCAGCAGUUUAGAGGCUCUGUUGCGCACCGACCCCCUGGAGAAGCGAGGUGCCCCGGAUCCCCGAGUUGAUGAUGACAGCCUGGGAGAGUUUCCUGUGACCAAUAGUCGAGCACGGAAGCGGAUUCUUGAGCCCGAUGACUUCCUGGAUGACCUUGACGAUGAGGACUAUGAAGAGGAUACUCCCAAGCGCCGGGGCAAGGGGAAGUCCAAGGGUAAGGGUGUGGGCAGUGCCCGGAAGAAGCUGGAUGCUUCCAUCCUGGAGGACCGGGACAAGCCGUAUGCCUGUGACAAUAGUUUCAAACAAAAGCAUACCUCGAAAGCGCCCCAGAGAGUUUGUGGAAAACGCUAUAAGAACCGACCUGGCCUCAGUUACCACUAUGCCCACUCCCACCUGGCUGAGGAAGAGGGCGAGGACAAGGAAGACUCCCAGCCACCCACCCCCGUUUCCCAGAGGUCUGAGGAGCAGAAAUCCAAGAAGGGUCCUGAUGGAUUGGCCUUGCCCAAUAACUACUGCGACUUCUGCCUGGGGGACUCAAAGAUCAACAAGAAGACAGGACAGCCUGAAGAGCUGGUGUCCUGUUCUGACUGUGGCCGCUCAGGGCAUCCUUCCUGCCUCCAGUUCACCCCUGUGAUGAUGGCGGCUGUCAAAACCUACCGUUGGCAGUGCAUCGAGUGCAAGUGCUGCAACCUCUGCGGCACCUCGGAGAAUGACGACCAGCUGCUCUUCUGUGAUGACUGCGACCGUGGCUACCACAUGUACUGUCUUACCCCAUCCAUGUCUGAGCCUCCUGAAGGAAGCUGGAGCUGCCACCUGUGUCUGGACCUGUUGAAGGAGAAAGCUUCCAUCUACCAGAACCAGAACUCCUCCUGAUGUGCCACCCAGCUCCCCCACAUAUCUGAAGAUGUUUUUCUCCUCCACCUUGGUUUUCAUAACCCCCUUCCCUUCCCCCCUCUUUCACAAGUCCAGAACCUCGGGUGGUCAUGCCAACCUGCCUUUGGCAACAGCAAGUGGAGGUGGCAGCGCUGACCACCUCUGGCCCCAGGCCCUCAGGGAGAAAGGAGCAGUAUGCCACCCCAGGGCAGAUUUAUGGGCCCCGCUUCUCUGUGUUCUCCAUGAAGUGCAUUCACUCUGCUUGCCUUGGGCCCAGGCCCUGGUGAUCACAGGGUUCAAACGAUGUUUCAAAUAGAGAGUAGCUCCAUUCUUUUGGCCCUGGCUGACUCCCUGCUCUGGUCUCCAGGGUUCCUUCCCCACGAUGCUAGCCUGACCAGUCCUCUGCUGGGAGCAGCUGGGAGUGAACAAGCUGAGGCUGCCCUCACAGGAGCUUUCCAUGCCCCUCGUGCUGCUGUACCUUGCCUCUUCAGCGCCCCCCCCCCCCGCUCCUAUGAUCCUCUGUCCUGCUAACGGGGCCCCUUGCCUAAGCCAGGAUGUUCUUGGUCACUCGGCUGGCUCUACCCUGUCCCACUGCACCCCACACAGGGAACUAGCAGCUACCCCUGUCUUUCCUGUGCUUGGCUGGCUCACUCACGGGUGGUCUCUGGUGACCCAAGCCUUCCCUACCUUUUCCCCAUCUUCUGCCUCCCUCCUUGUUCUCUUUGGUUUUGUGGGGAAAGGGGAUGUGCCAGGGUGCCAGGCCAGCAGCUUGGGGGCCACAAGGAGAUGUUGGAUAAUGUGCCUGUUUUUUAACUCGAUAAAAAGCCUACCUCCAAAAUCCCCUCUUUUUUUUUCUUUUCUUUUUUUUCUUUUUUUUUUUUCCUUCCUGGACCUGGGCAUUCAGCCUCUUGCCCUUAACUAGAUUGGGAGCCUCCGCCUCCUGCCUGUGUAUGAUAGUUCCCAGGUCACAGGGGUGCCGCAUAGAUGUUCCCUUCCCUUGCACGCUCACUAGCAGCUGAUAAGGUCUUCACACCCUGAUUCCUUGGUUUUCUGCUUAGUGGCACUGACAUUAAGUAGGAGGGACAGCCAUGCCAGGACACUCUGGACUGGCCUUCCUCCUUCAUUGCGGGCAGGCCCUAACUCACCGUCACUUUAGAGUUGAGGUGUCUUCCCCCUCCCCCUUUAGUUCCUAUAUUCUAAACAUUAGUUUAAAAAAAUAAA
Dipodomys ordii (Ord's kangaroo rat) is the source of this 2476-nucleotide messenger RNA. It is a transcript of the gene Dpf2, whose product is annotated as D4, zinc and double PHD fingers family 2. The record is from RefSeq and is a predicted model, not a curated record. The transcript has 12 exons. Gene Ontology annotation, cellular component: nBAF complex. Bases 38 to 1255 code for a protein of 405 amino acids. Gene Ontology annotation, biological process: nervous system development. NCBI's taxonomy places the organism in Eukaryota, Metazoa, Chordata, Mammalia, Rodentia, Heteromyidae.